AUGGCUUCGUGCGAGCCGCAACCCUGGCUCCACGAGUUUAGGAGGUGCCUGAAAUCGCUCAAGAAUCCCGAGGAAUACGUCAGCUUCGCUCUGUCGUACAAUCCUCAUGGGCAGCUCUUGCGCGAUUCUUCCGUCUCUGCCAAUGGACACUAUGGGCGGGAACGGACGGAAUAUUCGACGAGUAAAUGCAGUGGCGGCUCGAUGUGCAGCGGUAUUGUCACUCCGAGCGUCGCCGAUGUGUACAAUUGCGGCGCCUCUGCAUUCGUGCGGAGCCGUGAUGUACAGCUAGACCUUUCAAAAGUCUACCUGCUGCUUUCCAAUGCCAACGAGAUCUUUGAGAAGCGGUUCCCGCGUGGAUGUUCUAAGGCAAGGCUUCAUAGGGUAGCUGUGUCUGCGACGCAGAGUGAUUCUGGAGAGAGCGACGAUGAUGUAAUCAACCCCAGCAAUAUCGGAGACGGGAGAUUUGAGCGCUACGUAGUUAUCUGCAUGGCACUCACCGAGCAAUUUCCUUUCGAGCAUGCAUCACAUCAACAUUCACCGGACGUAGGCCUUGAGGGGUUGGGUAAACAAGAGAAACGGUUAUUACCCCGCACUCUGACUAACUUCAAGAUAAACCCAGUGGACUAUCGCAAUUUAAGGGGGGUGUCUGAUCCGGUGAAGGAAGUUGAAACAGUUGCUGAGGACCUAGAUGUUGUCACGAUCUUGAGUUGGCCAUUUUACAGGGAUGCUACGUGCGAUGAUAUCUUCAAACUCCUGUGUUAUUCCCUGAUGAUGGGUAAUUUCCAGGCUUUUGAUGUAAUCUUGCAGAACUACGAUCCAUGUCUAUUGGAUCAUGUCAAGGAGAAUUGGUCGGUGUUGCUGAGUUACGUUCCAGUUGUGGGGGAUUACAAAAGGUGCAGAGACCUUAUAGGAAAUGUUUUUAGUAUGUCAGAGCGGGUCUCAGAUGAAGAUUGCAGCAAAGUGAUUGACUGGGUUCUGUGGAGGACAUACGUAAUACUAGAGGUAACCAAAUGCUCGUUCCACGUCGCGCUCAAAUUUCUGAAGACAAUGGCUGUACUGUUAAACAAGAUCGAAAAUUGUAGCGCGGUUGUCAGAUCUAAGCUGUAUCUGUUCCGAUCUCUUCUUUCUCUGAUGAAGCAGUACAUCAUUUAUGGAAGCUUCAAGACCGGAUCCGGCAUGACCGCUAAGGAAAUCGAGGCAUCAAACUGCCUCACCUUUGUCGAGUUCCUCCAACUGAAAGCUAGUGAACGACUUCAGCUGUUCAUUGAAUGCAUAGAAAUGCCAAUACUGGGUCAGGAAGAUUGCGCAUGUGACGAAACGUACAGGGAUAAUUAUGGCAUAUACAAGGUAUGCCUAAACUGCAAGACCGUUAAUGCCACAAAUGUAAUGAGUGUAUUCUUCCGGUUACAGUGUAUCAAAGAAGAUGUUAAUGAUGUCGAUAAUGUGUUCUGUGGAUUAUCUGAGGAAUUUUGCGUUUUCUUCGCAGAGCUAAGACGAUGCGCAAACGCGAGUAACGCAGAAUGCAUGGAGGGCCUGUAUCAAACGUUUGAAGGCGCCAUAAGCACGGAACUAUUCGAGACUCUUUAUGCGCUGACAAAAGCGCUACUCGUUGCGGGUCUCCGAGACGUGGCGUAUAACACGGUUCUCCGCGUACUAUUCGAUCGCAGCUCUCGUUAUAACCUAUUGGAGAACUACUUCGUAUAUAAGUCUAUUUUCACCCUAUUUGGGAUCACCAAUGGCGCCGGGGACUACGGUAAUGCGCAUGCCUUGGCUCAUGAAGACAGUUUCAUGGCAAAUCUGGGUGAUUCGUGCCUGCAGCGAUUAUCCAGGGAUCACACAACUGCAUGCAGCUAUAGCAGGUCCGAACCUUCUGACCCGGGUUAUGUGGAGUUCAUUAAAGCGAGGAGUAGUGGGAAUGUGCAACUAACGUUGAGUCUGAUUUUGCGAGCAGUGCGGUGUCAGAUCAACUUCAUGGAGGCUGUUCUGAAUUUGUUGUCCAUAAUGCGAAUGUCGGCGACGAAUUUUUCAAAAUUGCAUAUCGGUAUAACGGAACUCACCGAAUCGCUCUGUGAUCAGGAUAGCGCCGCCUUGCUUAUUCAAAAGAUCCUCAUACAUAUAAUCGACAGACGUCCAUCCGUGGAUGACUUUCGCAUUUGCGUACAUGCCCUGCAAGACAUCGCAGCACACCUCAACGGGUUAUCUCUGCAAGACCUGCAUAUGAUGUUUUUCUUCACUAUAUGCAUCUCUUCUAGCGAACUAGGAUACGUGGACGCCCAAUUACAAGUCUGGUUCGCCUCUUCGAGCAAGGGAAUAGACAAGAUAGGGAUGUUCCUUAUGGCGUCACUAUCUGCUGUGAAGGCUACAAUAUAUAGGUUAAGUAGCCAGCAACACGUGAACUUUGCAAUCGCUAAGUUGGUCACUGAACUAUCACACGGGCUACAUGAGGGGGCUGCCGACUGGAAGUAUCUGAAGCAUCCCAUUUACGAAUCGGCCAUGAAAAUUCAUGACAUGAUACAAGUAUACCUGGACUUUUUAGGCAUGGAUUGGGAUGGGAAUGUCGUAAAUCAGGGUGGCAGUGUGCUUAGUUUCAUAGAGAGCGGCGACAAUGUGCAAUACAUACCUGACUACGAAAUCAUUAUCAGCGACCUAGGGCGCUUGGGGAUGUUCCAAAGAAUAUCAACUGUUGAUACCGCCUCUUCCCUGUACAUCAGCAACAUACAGAGGAAACAGAAAAGGUUGGGUUAUAACCUGUACAGCAACAAAACCGAAUUAAUGGAGUGUGCACUUAGGAACCUGGCUUCGUGUUACUUGGAAUAUGCCGAAAAAGUGUCACCAGACGCUGAAUCGUACUGGGAGUGUCGUAUUUUUGCAUCAAUCUUGCGCGGUGCAUAUACCGAUGGCGACGAUGGUUUUGUAUACGGCGAAGGCCAAAUGACCAAGCGAUUGUCCCAUAUUCGUGACAACGCCCUACUCGUCCUACCUGCGAAAGCGCGUAAAGAUAUUGCAGGGAUGUUGGCAUUGAUACUUAACCUCGUGCAGGAAAGCCAGGCGCAUGCGAACUUUGAAAGCGCGGCGGUAGAAGACGCAGCGAUGUCGGUAUUGAUGUGGCGACUAUUAGCUUCAUCGUAUGUUAAGUCGGCCGAUUUCGGAGCUAUGGCAAAGCUGUGCGCGCAAUUCGCUCACGAUGAACUUCCUGCAUUCAUUAGAUUUUUGAAGGAAAAAACGUUCCAUGUUGCACCUAUGCAGUCUGAUGAUGCAAAUGAGUCGUCAGACUUGUGCGCCUCGAAUAUCACACUCUUCGAGGUUAUCACGGGCCCUGACGGUGACACUGAGUCGACACAUAAUGCAGGAAAUGAGCUGGAAGUGAAUGAUUUUGUGUUACGAAGCUGCAUUCUCAAGCUGUUGGGCAAGGUUAAUUUGGCCAAGAUUGAAGUGUGCCAGCCGGAUAAAAUGAAAAUUUCGUUCGACAAAUUGGCGCAUCGUUUCACCGGCAAUACGGCCAGUGUUCUGCUUAGUAAGGCGCUAGGGAAGGCAGAAACUGGACUCUCAUCCAUCAACUUGAAGAAGAUGCAGUUCGAGACUCUGAAGGGCAAAUUCUUUUCAUCUGCCAAGAAAAGCACAGAUAUUUUUGACGGUCGCUUCCUACCCGUUUUGAAUUUCUACAACACGGCAGUUCUGUGCUUCACGGAUUACGACUUCUCCGAUCCUGCUAAAUUAGGGGACGGGCAGGUUGAAAACCAGAACCUGAUAAGAUGGCGCUCAGUUGUGCGUUUCGAUGUGCUCCAACUGUUACGUGUGGACGUGGAGCUAGGUGUUAUGAUGAUGCUUGAAAUGUGCAACUUCACGAUGAACAUCUUGUUUAUCGAGCAGAUGCAUCGAAUAUUCCACAACAUCAAUGUACAUCUGUGCAUGCGCAUUAUACAGGUCUUACGUGCGCGUCUCAGCAAGCUAGGUUGGCACCGAUCGCUGAUUGCACAUCUGGAAUCGAUAGAGGGCUUUCUAGCUCUCUUCCUUGUCUUUCCUGGGGAGAUUGACAUUUAUAUCGGUCGCUUCAUAGCGAGCUCGACCUAUCGAUCAGAAUUCUUUGCAAAAGUGGCCGAAUACGUUCUGGAAGAUGUCAAUGCUUUCUUGCAGAUUUAUAAGUGUCUCGACGCCCUCUUCUCGUGCAAAGAGUUGGCAAGGGAAUCAACGCCUAACUUGGACGUGCCACUAACACUCGAUGAACUGGGGGAUGCACUUUGGGCGGAUGUUUCUCUUCCAGAGCAUCAUUGCAGGAUUACGGACCCUCUUAUAGUUAACGAAUACGUUGGCAUCCUUCUUCAGUCGUUUGAGAAGACCUUCUGGAACUCCAGCCCAACUGAUCUGUUGGAAAAAAUUAGGUGUAUCGAGCCAGAAUUCCUCCAACUUGGGGGACCGUAUCGCAAUUGUUUGCUCUCCAUAUACGAUUUAUAUGUGCAAAGGAGAAUGCAUAAGCCGGGCAAUUGGCUGUGCUGGAGGAAGCUUGUAUACAGGUACCUACAGGUAUAUCCGGAGGAAGAAACAUUUUUCGGCGCCCUCUUCAGGCCUGCGUCGGAUGACUUGUUGAGGCUCUUGGAGGUCAUCGAACGCACCACGGAUGGGUUCGACAUCACAGAAGUAGAUGACUUCGAAAUGUUUAAAAGGCAACUGCUGCGUAAGGUUAACUUCCGCAACUAUUUCGAGAUCGCUAAUGCGAUGCGACAUGUGGACGCUGAAGCGGCAAGGGUCGUCAUUGAAUCCGUACGCGAUGACAUUCACGGUGCGGCGUAUGUGACCGGAUUCGAUGCGGCGCGUGCACUGCACAGUUUUGACGUGGAUACAGCUUCCGGGUGGUAG
Babesia ovata is the source of this 4854-nucleotide messenger RNA. RefSeq lists its product as uncharacterized. Bases 1 to 4854 code for a protein of 1617 amino acids. Lineage: Eukaryota; Apicomplexa; Aconoidasida; Piroplasmida; Babesiidae. The transcript has 2 exons. The record is from RefSeq and is a predicted model, not a curated record.